Molecule: messenger RNA, 754 nt
Organism: Daphnia pulex (common water flea)
Lineage: Eukaryota; Metazoa; Arthropoda; Branchiopoda; Diplostraca; Daphniidae
Exons: 5
Coding region: 74-664 (196 amino acids)
Source: RefSeq, a predicted model, not a curated record
CAGUUAGUCUUGAAACCAGUUCAGCUUGACUGACUCCGGUGCCAUCUCACCAUUUCUUUGAAAGCUUUAUCAAAUGUUUGUCCGUGAUUUUGUGCUCUUGUCUCUGACAUUCUUAUUGUGUCUGUUCACGUCAAGAGGAGAAGAAUUAUGGCGGGAAGAUGUGACUGGGCGUAUGAACAUUGGUGUGACGGCUUCGGGGUUCGAUCAGAUCCGGCUAGACUGCGGUAGCAACAAUUUUCAAGUGGUAGUAGAGACACUGGCCGAUUUUAGAGGAGUCAUAUACACCAGAGGCAGCUUCUAUUCACGAAAGGCACCGUGCUUUCUAGAUGCUAACGGUGGCCGUCGUUUUCGGCUCAAAAUACCAUACGAUCAGUGCAAUGUUGAGGAUGAUGGAGAAAAGUUUCAAGUGACUCUCAUCUUACAGCAUGAUAAGGAGCUCAUUAUGCCAGGAGACGGAGCUUUUGCACUGCAAUGUGAUCUGUCAGCCAAAGAUUCAAAAUCUUUUAAAGUAUCUGCCGUGUCCAGUAUCAGUUUAGCUGAUCCGGAUCCUUCCGGAAAAGAUGUUCCAACUCAUUUGAAGUCCACUGUGAGCGCUCCAAACGUAGUUGUCUUCAAGCCGUCCGAUAUCAGACCAAGAAAGUCACCGCAAAGGAUCGAGCUAUAAUUGUGAAUAUUUGUUUUUUGAUUGUGUACAUCCCACAUUGGAUGUCAUAGACGGGGAUCAUCUACACUAAAAUAUAAAAAUAAAGACAAA